AUGACCCUAAAUCAGCCUCAGCGGUACCACUACAAAUGCGCUCCAGGAGCCGCUGGUAAAGUGCUAGGUGGCCCUCUAAGAGCAGCCAACCUUCGUUCACUGAUCUGGAGCAGCCCUUCGUUCGGACAUCUGCAGGAGCAGCUCAUGUGCACGGCAGCCCCGUGCCCAGCUCUAGAACAGCUGCUUACGGAACUUGAGGAUUUUCUGAAGAUACUGGAUGAAGAGAACCUCAGCAGCACAGCUGUAGUGAAAAAAUGCUUCCUUUCUGACCUCCUGCGAGUGUACACAAAGACAAGCAGUGGUGAUGAGGAAUACAUUUACAUGAACAAAGUGACCUCGGUUAAACAAAAGGAUGGACAGGAGAAAGAAGGUGGAGCACUGGAUUGCGGAGAGUCUUUGUCCAAUGGGGAAUCAGGACACCAUUCAUCUCCUCCUCAGAAGAGUCUGCCGGACCUUCCUCCUCCAAAAAUAAUUGCAGAAACGAAACUGCCUUCGAUCCCCAAGAUUGAGUCUCCAGAGGCAUAUUAUGAAGAGGCUGAGCCAUAUGAUAUCUCUGUGAAUGGUAUUCUUGGUAGGCUUGCUGCUACUGGAGCCAGGACAGGGUUGCAGGUUACCGAGGGAGUAAUUUAUGCCACAAUAACCAUGGAAGACGGAGAAGCAGUCAGCAGCUCAUACGAAUCCUAUGAUGAAGAAGAGAGCAGCAAAGGGAAGUCAGCAACCCACCAAUGGCCAUCCACUGAAGCCACCAUUGAGCUGAUGAAAGAUGCCCGCAUCUGUGCUUUUCUCUGGAGGAAGAAAUGGCUGGGACAGUGGGCCAAACAGCUGUGUGUCAUUAAGGACACUAGGUUGCUGUGCUACAAGAGCUCCAAGGACCACACCCCUCAGCUUGAUGUGAACUUGCUGGGCUGCAGUGUCAUACACAAGGAAAAGCAAGUGAGGAAGAAAGAACACAAGCUGAAGAUCAUUCCGAUGACCGCAGAUGUGAUUGUGCUGGGCUUGCAGAGCAAGGACCAGGCAGAGCAGUGGCUCAGAGUAAUCCAAGAGACCAGUGGCCUUCAGUCUGAAGGAGUGGGUGAAGGAAAUCAAUACGUUCCAGACUCCCACCGUCUUAGUUACCUCAAGGCGGACUUGUCCGAGAGGCAUUCUGUGGCAUCAGAGAGCGGGAGCAGCACGGACGGCCACCCGGAAUCCAUUGAAACAAAGGAUGUCAAGAAGAAGGGUACAACUGGCCUUAAACUGAGCAACCUGAUGAACCUUGGGAGAAAAAAAUCCAGCUCAUUGGAGAGUCCAGAGAGGACACUAGAAACUUCCAGUUACCUGAACAUACUAGUGAACAGCCAGUGGAGAUCCCGUUGGUGUCACAUAAAAAAUGGUCACCUCCAUUUCUACCAGGACAAGAAUAGAAGUAAAUCUGCACAGCAACCUCUGAGUCUGGUGGGCUGUGAAAUUAUUCCAGACCCCACCCCUGACCAUCUCUAUUCUUUCCGUAUUCUGCACAGUGGGGAAGAACUAGCCAAAUUAGAGGCCAAGUCUUCUGAGGAAAUGGGCCAUUGGCUGGGCCUCCUCUUAUCAGAGUCAGGCUCGAAAACGGACCCAGAAGAAUUCACCUAUGAUUAUGUUGAUGCUGACAGGAUUUCCUGCAUCGUGAGUGCUGCAAAGAAUUCAUUCUUCUUAAUGCAAAGGAAGUGCUGUGAGCCCAACACCUAUAUCGAUAACCUGCCGAAGAUAAGGACCCAGGAGGAGGAACUCUACGAUGACGUGGACCCGCCGGAGGGGACCAUGGAAGAAAUACCCCAAAGCGAAAGCAAAGAUGAAGAGGACCCAGACAAAGUGUACCUAGACCUCACACCGGUUAAAUCCUUCCUGCACUCCGCUGGCAGGAAACCGGCACAGCCGUCACCUCCACUCUCUCCAUCUGUGGACUAUGGAACGGAAACACCCCUAUUGGCUAAGGAAGCAGAGCCCCGUAGAACGUCACUGGAAAUCCCAGACCAGACACUUCAGGAGAAGAUGGAGCCGGAAGAGUCACCAUCAAAGACAACCACUGUCAAAAUCCAGAUGCAGCAGCAGAAAAUCGCCUUCCCCCAGAGCAGUCCUGAGAUCAAAGCCUCUCGCACAGUUACGGCCAGUCCACAGUUAGCGUCGGCGCCCAGAGAGAAAGUGGAAUGGCCCAAGGUGGCAAAUACAGCCUUGUCCCUGGCUAAGCCUGGCUUUGCUGAUGUGUUUGCAGUGCCUGUAGAAACCAAACUGGGCAAGAACAGGAUGGAAGCUGAGGUGAAGCGGUACACAGAGGAGAAGGAGCGGCUGGAGAAGGAAAAGGAGGAAAUCCGAUCUCAGCUGACCCAGCUUCGGAAGGAGAGACGGGAGCUGAAAGAGACGUUAGCUAGCUGCCCAGAUAGCAGCCUGGUGGCUAAUGUGGAGCAGAAGCUGAAGGAAAUAGAUGAGGAGUGCAAAAAGAAAGAGAGCAGGAGGGUUGACCUGGAGCUGAGCCUUGUGGAAGUGAAAGAAAACCUGAAGAAAGCAGAGUCUGGCCCGGUGACACUUGGCACAGCUGUGGACACCACACACCUGGAGAACGCAAGCCCCAAGGUCAAAAUGGCCAGCCCGGCAAGUAGCACAGAGAACUCCCCGGUCAACUCGGCAACAGCUUUAAAAAACAGGCCUUUAUCCAUCAUGGUUACAGGGAAAGGGACAGUUCUACAGAAAGCUAAGGAAUGGGAGAAAAAAGGAACCAGUUAG
Messenger RNA from Emys orbicularis (European pond turtle), 2739 nucleotides. It is a transcript of the gene AFAP1L2, whose product is annotated as actin filament associated protein 1 like 2. The transcript is spliced from 20 exons. Lineage: Eukaryota; Metazoa; Chordata; Testudines; Emydidae. The record is from RefSeq and is a predicted model, not a curated record. Gene Ontology annotation, molecular function: SH3 domain binding; SH2 domain binding. Bases 1 to 2739 code for a protein of 912 amino acids. Gene Ontology annotation, biological process: regulation of interleukin-6 production; inflammatory response; positive regulation of DNA-templated transcription. Gene Ontology annotation, cellular component: cytosol.